This is a messenger RNA of Fonsecaea multimorphosa CBS 102226, 1506 nucleotides long. RefSeq lists its product as uncharacterized. Gene Ontology annotation, molecular function: succinate-semialdehyde dehydrogenase (NAD+) activity. Lineage: Eukaryota; Fungi; Ascomycota; Eurotiomycetes; Chaetothyriales; Herpotrichiellaceae. The transcript is spliced from 8 exons. The coding region runs from base 1 to 1506 and encodes 501 amino acids. The record is from RefSeq and is a predicted model, not a curated record.
AUGGGUUCUCUCGGUUCUUUUCAGCAGACCAAGACGCUUUCCGAUGUGAAAAACAAGAAGCUGCUGCAUUAUAAAGGCUUCAUUGAUGGACAAUGGGCCGAUGCAGCUUCUGGCAAGACCUUCGAUUUAAUCGACCCAGGCACAGGUGAAAAACUCGCCACUUUCCCUGAAAUGGGGGCGAAAGAUACGGCCCGAGCUAUUGAGAGUGCUUCCAAAGAAUUUAAAACAUGGAAGAAUACCUCAGGGCGGGAGCGUGCGCGGAUGCUGAGGAAGUGGAAUGAUCUGUGCUUGGAAAACACAGAGGACUUCGCCUUGAUCAUCACCUUGGAGACAGGCAAGCCGCUUUACGAAGCGAGAGCCGAAGUAAUCUACGCCUGCAGCUUUCUUGAGUGGUUUGCAGGCGAGGCUGAGAGGACUCACGGUGAAAACAUCUAUACCGCCAACAGAAAUCAGAGACUCGUCACCAUGAAGCAGCCGAUCGGAGUGGUUGGAUGUCUGAUGCCCUGGAACUAUCCGAUGGCUAUGAUCACCCGCAAGGCUAGUGCUGCCAUUGCUGCAGGCUGUACCACUAUCUGGAAGCCGGCCGGCGAGACCCCUCUCUCUGCUGGCGCUAUGGCUGUCCUUGCUAUGGAGGCGGGCAUUCCCGCUGGGGUGAUUCAAAUCAUCACCAGCUUGACAACUGUCGCCGAGGUAGGCAAGGAGAUCUGCACCAACAAGCUGGUGAAGAAAGUCAGCUUUACGGGCAGUACGAGAGUCGGUAGGCUAUUGAUGGAACAAUGUGCCCCGACAGUGAAGAAACUUAGCUUGGAACUCGGUGGAAACAGUCCUUUCAUCGUCUUUGACGACGCAGAUGUUGACGUGGCUGUCGAGGCGGCCGUUAUGGCAAAGUUCAGAAAUACUGGUCAGACGUGCGUGGCCGCCAACCGCAUCUUCGUCCAAGAUGGAAUCUAUGACAAGUUUGCCAAAGCUUUGUCCAACACGAUCUCGACAUUCAAGAUUGGUCCAGGAACCCAGGAUGGCGUCUUCGUUGGACCUUUGACUCAUGAAAACGUUCUGUCAAAGGUGUUGACCCAUAUCGAAGAGGCAAAGAGCAACGGAGGCAAGAUCAUCUUGGGCGGCAAUCGGGUUGACGGAACCAAAGGUUAUUAUGUUCAGCCGACUAUUAUAGCAGAUAUGCCGCGCGGUACUAUCACGGAGCAAGACGAAGUCUUUGGUCCCGUCCUUCCCCUGUAUAGAUUUCAUACCGAGGAGGAAGUCAUCGAACUCGCGAACAAUGUCGACGUAGGGCUCGGAGCCUUUGUCAUUACGUCCAGCAUGCCCAGACAGUGGCGUGUUACCGAAGCUCUGGAGGUUGGCGUCGUUGGCGUGAACAUUGGCCUUCUUUCAGCCGCGGAGAAUCCCUUCGGUGGCGUGAAGCAAUCCGGCUUCGGCAGGGAAGGUGGACGUGAAGGUAUCAAUGAGUACCUCAUUCUCAAGAGCAUGUUCUUAAACGUUGCGAGUGGUUGA